This is a messenger RNA of Vairimorpha ceranae, 2208 nucleotides long. Its product is annotated as transcription factor tfiih complex subunit rad15. The record is from RefSeq and is a predicted model, not a curated record. Gene Ontology annotation, cellular component: nucleus. Bases 1 to 2208 code for a protein of 735 amino acids. Gene Ontology annotation, molecular function: damaged DNA binding; DNA helicase activity; ATP binding. The transcript has a single exon. Gene Ontology annotation, biological process: nucleotide-excision repair; transcription by RNA polymerase II; positive regulation of mitotic recombination. Lineage: Eukaryota; Fungi; Microsporidia; Nosematidae.
AUGAUUAUUAAACUAGACAAUCUAGAUGUUUAUUUUCCAUAUUCACAGAUAUAUCCAGAGCAGUUACAAUAUAUUAAAGAAUUAAAGAGUAAUAUAGACACAAAUGGUCACAUACUAAUAGAAAUGCCUUCUGGUACAGGUAAAACAGUAGCAUUACUAAGUAUCACUGUUAGUUAUAUAAUCCACAUGAAAAGAUUUUUUAACAAAAAAGUAAAACUUGUUUAUUGUUCAAGAACCGUUUCUGAAAUAGAUAAAGCUCUUUAUGAAUUAGAAAAUCUUAUAAAUUACAUUAAACAGUAUAUCAAUUUUGAUUUUUUAGGGGUUGGUUUAACUGCUAAGAAAAUAUUGUGCGUAAACGAUGAAGCUUUGUCGAGUCGAAAUAUUGAUAUAACAUGUAAGAAAUUAAGAGAUUUAGAGAAAUGUGAUUUUUAUACAAAUUUAUACAAAGACUUUACAAUUCCGCAAGGUGUUUAUACGCUUGAUAAAUUAAUUAAUAUUGGUAAAUCUAAAGGCAUAUGUCCAUAUUACAUGAUAAGAAAUGGUCUAGGGAUGUGUGAUUGUAUAAUUUAUACUUAUAAUUAUCUAAUAGAUCCUAAAAUUUAUGGAAUUGUAAGUAAAGAUCUUGGUGAAAAUUGUAUUAUUAUUUUUGACGAAGCACAUAAUAUUGAUUCACAUUGUAUUGAAGCGCUCACUUUCGAAAUAAAACGUAAUACGUUAGAUAAUGCGACAAGAUGUCUUAAGACGAUUGUAAAAUUAUUAGAAAACAAAAAAAAAGAACAACAUAAUAUUUUAUUGAAAGAAUACCAGAAAAUGAAAGGAACGCUUAAUAUUUAUACUGAAGAUACCAUUCCGCACUUCUAUGCUGAAGAAGAACAAAAAUUUGAAUUUGUACCUGGAAAUUUAAGAGAUUCUGCACACUUUGUCGGUGUCUUAAAACGGCUUGUAGAAUUUUUUAAGACAAAACUAAAAACAACCCACUUAACAACUGAAACACCUGCUAGUUUUUGUCAAUCUAUAAAAGAUUUAACUUUUUUGAAUAAAAAAACAUUAAGCUUUUGUUCUCAGCGAUUAGGUCUGUUAGUUCAAACUUUAGAUUUUGAAGACGAUAAUUUGUACUUUUUGCGACGAGUUGCUGAUUUUGGUACUAUGGUUUCAAUGUAUUCAAAAGGAUUUUCAGUUAUUUUUGAACCUUUUGAUACCCAGGCUCACACAGUUUUCAAUCCAAUUCUUAGAUUAGCAUGUUUAGAUUCUUCUAUUGCUAUAUCACAAGUUUUUACUAAAUUUAACAAUGUAAUAAUUACCAGCGGUACGUUAUCACCUAUCGAAAUGUACCCAAAAAUUUUAAAUUUUGUACCGAAAAAAAUAGUAGAGAUAGGCGCAACACUAGAUCGAAAUUCUAUUUCGCCUUUAAUCUUAACAAAAGGAAAUGAUCAAAUGACCGUAAAAUCAACAAAUGAAGAUGGCGGUGUAAAUAACAUAACGACAUCUUUUUCACUCCGAAGCGAGCCAUCAGUGGUGCGUAAUUAUGGUACAUUAUUGAUUGAGUUGUCCAAAUCUGUACCAGAUGGCCUUAUUUGUUUUUUUCCGUCAUAUAUUUAUAUGGAAGAAAUUGUUAGUCUUUGGGCAGAAACAACGAUAAUAAAUGAUAUAAUGACAAAUAAGCUUGUAUUUAUUGAAUCUCCCGAUUUUAGAGAAACAGAGCUUGCCAUUUCAAAUUAUAAAAAGGCGUGUCGAUGUGGAGGAGGUGCUGUUUUAUUUUGUGUUGCAAGAGGUAAAGUAUCUGAGGGAGUAGAUUUUGAAGAUGGAUAUGGAAGAUGUGUUGUUAUGAUAGGUGUACCCUUUCAAUACACCGAGAGUGUACGUUUAAAGAAAAGAUUGGAGUUUUUAAAAUCGGAAUAUAAUAUCAGAGAAUAUGAUUUUUUAACAUUUGAUGCUAUGCGGCACACCGCACAGUGUUUAGGACGAGUAUUGCGAAAUAAAAAGGAUUAUGGUUUGAUGAUUUUAGCGGAUCAAAGAUUUGAUUCAAAGGACAAGAAAACUAAAUUGCCAAAGUGGAUACAAAGCUUUAUGGAAGAAGGUAAUUGUAAUUUAAGUAUUGAUAUGGUAUUAAGCAUAGCAAAAAGAUUUUAUAAAGAAAUGGCACAAGAAUUACCAGAAAAAGGGAUUAGUACAUUAAAUGCAAACGAAAUAAAUGAAAAACUACUAUAA